GUGACAGUUAUCCAUCUCCAGCCAGUGGCUUCAAGACAUCCUACACACGCACACACAGAAUGAAGUUGUUGGUAGUUGUGGCUGCUGCUCUGGCAGUGGCGAGUGCCGCUAGCCUCUCAUUGGAGGACUUGGAGUUCCAUGCCUGGAAACUGAAGUUUGGGAAGUCUUACAGCUCUCAGGUGGAGGAGGCUCAGCGUAUGAGAUCCUGGAUCUCUAACCGGAAGCUGGUAGUGGUUCACAACAUGCUGGCUGACAAUGGCAUCAAGUCCUACCGCCUGGGCAUGACCUACUUCGCUGACAUGGAUAACGAGGAGUACAGACGCGUCAUCUCCCAGGGCUGCCUGGGCUCCUUCAAUGCCUCCAAGGCCCGCGGUGGCUCUACCUUCUUCCCAAUGCUUGGGGACAACGACCUGCCCACCACCGUGGACUGGAGGGACAAGGGCUACGUCACCCCCAUCAAGGACCAGAAACAGUGUGGCUCCUGCUGGGCAUUCAGUGCGACUGGAUCUCUGGAAGGCCAGCACUAUAAGAAGACCAAUAAGCUGGUGUCCCUCAGUGAGCAGCAGCUGGUUGACUGCUCCGGUGAUUUCGGCAACAUGGGCUGCAUGGGCGGUCUCAUGGACCAGGCCUUUGAGUACAUCAAGUCCUUGGCCCCUGGAGGCGUGGAUACUGAGGACUCCUACCCCUACCAGGCUGAGGACAAGAAGUGCCGCUACAAGCCCGACAGUGUGGGUGCCACCUGCAGCGGGUUUGUUGAUGUGACCAGUGGUGACGAGAACGCACUGCAGCAGGCGGUGUCCACCGUGGGACCGGUAUCUGUGGCUAUCGAUGCUGCACACUCCUCCUUCCAGCUCUACGACUCAGGUGUCUAUGAUGAGCCAGAGUGCAGCAGUGAUGAUCUGGAUCAUGGUGUGCUGGCUGUUGGCUAUGGCACUAGUGAUGACGGCCAGGACUACUGGCUGGUGAAGAACAGCUGGGGCCUUGAAUGGGGAGAUAAAGGCUACAUCAUGAUGUCCAGGAACAAGCACAACCAGUGUGGCAUCGCCACCGCUUCCAGCUACCCCCUGGUCUAAGGAUCCAGGAGAGGAUAUCUGAAGCUUACGGAGGGUGAGAGGAUAUCUGAAGUUUACGGAGGGUGAGAGGAUAUCUGAAGUUUACGGAGGGUGAGAGGAUAUCUGAAGUUUACGGAGGGUGAGAGGAUAUCUGAAGUUUACGGAGGGUGAGAGGAUAUCUGAAGCUUACGGAGGGUGAGAGGAUAUCUGAAGCUUACGGAGGGUGAAGAUGACUUGACACAGACAAAACCAGAGCAAUAAUUUAAGCAAAUUUGAGUUUUUGUAGCAAUAACCAGAAUUUUUAGAUGUUGUGCAUUAUUUCUUUGGUAGUUGAGGGUCACACAUUUCAUUAUACAGUAACACCCAGAAAAUAGUCCUGUUCUAAGAAUGUUAUUCAUGCGCAAAAAAAAAACACUAAAAAUCAUUCUGAUUUUCAAAUGUAAAUAAAUGUAAAAAAUUAAGAAAAUAAAAGUUUUACACCUGUGCAACUA
This is a messenger RNA of Oncorhynchus gorbuscha (pink salmon), 1543 nucleotides long. It is a transcript of the gene ctsl.1, whose product is annotated as cathepsin L.1. Bases 60 to 1073 code for a protein of 337 amino acids. Gene Ontology annotation, biological process: immune response. The record is from RefSeq and is a predicted model, not a curated record. The transcript has 9 exons. Lineage: Eukaryota; Metazoa; Chordata; Actinopteri; Salmoniformes; Salmonidae. Gene Ontology annotation, cellular component: lysosome. Gene Ontology annotation, molecular function: cysteine-type endopeptidase activity.